Messenger RNA from Ectocarpus siliculosus, 1875 nucleotides. The record is from the annotation of a GenBank genome assembly. Lineage: Eukaryota; Phaeophyceae; Ectocarpales; Ectocarpaceae.
AUGGAUCUGCUGAGCGACCUCAUCGACAACGCCGAGAAGACCCACUCCAGCCUCGGCAAGCGGCCGGCUCCCUCCAAGCCGCAGCCGCAGGGAGAUGAUCUUUUCCAGGCGCUCGCCCACGCCCUCAGCGCCCUGCACCAGCGGCUGUGCCACGAGCCCGCGGAGGUGCGCUCGAACCUCGAGAUCGAGGUCCGGGUGGGGCUCAUCUCACAGCACGACCGCCUCGAGAGGGCGACUCCGGGCAUCCCGGGGUCGGGAGCCGUGCAGAUGGACUCCGACAUGAUGCGGCAGCGGGGGCUGCGGUUCGUCUCCGGCGUUAGCGCUCCCGCCUUCGACGCCGUCAAGGAGGAGGUCGGGCGGCGGUACGGGGUCGCGGAGCUCGCCAGCAAGGAGGUCGUCUACGUCUACGACUCCGGGCAGAUGCGGGACCAGCGGGUGGUGGCGGACGGGGUGAACCCGCUCCGCUGCGAGCGGAAGGAGGCGCGGCAGCAGGUGAACUUUCAGCUGGCGGCGGCGCAGUACGACCUCCGGGUGCAGGCGUCGCUGGAGCAGCCGGUGCCGCCGGAGGCGGUGCCCGGGCUGCAGCCCGGCAGCAGCGAGCCUCCGCAGGGCUGGUCCGGGAGGAGAACCAAGCGGAGGUUUUCGUUCAAGUCGGACGCGAACACGCCGGAGGACGAGCGGUGGAUCUGGAGGGCGGACCUAACGCUCGUCGAGGAGGACGACGGGAUCAGGAAGGCCGUCGCGGCGGCGUGCGCGCAGCUCAAGAGGCCCACGGGGAAAGGGUCCAGCUUCCCGGGGGCCCAGCCGGUGAACAUGUGCAAGCGCAACGUCCCGGACGUGCAGCGGGGCUCCUACCUCGUCGCUGAGAAGACGGACGGCGUCAGGUACCUCAUGAUGGCCGUCGGCACGGAACGAGGCGCCACCUGCGUGCUGGUGGACCGGUCGAUGAACGUCUUCCGGGUGACGGGGGGCGGGUUCCUGGCCGGGAUCGUCGGGGUCGGCACGAUCCUCGACGGAGAGCUUGUGCACAACCGGACGAUGAAGAAGGCCAUCUUCGUCGCCUUCGACAUCCUGCGAAAUCGGGAACGGAACCUGGUGCCGUGCGGGUUCCUGGAUCGGCUGUCCGUCCUGCAGAAGGAGAUCAUCCCCGCCUACGUGGACCGGGUCCGCGAGGGAGGCGCCGAGGCCGCUCCGGACGGGCACCUGAUGCUCGUCCCGAAGAGGUUCUUCCCGCGGCAGAAGAUCAUGGACCUGUUCCGACAGGUGCUCGUCGAGGGGCAGCACCGCAUCUUCCGCGACGAGGAGCGGUCGCUGCACCACAAGACGGACGGCAUCAUCUUCCAGCCGGACGCGCCCUAUAAGGUAGGCACAGACACGGCCCUGCUCAAGUGGAAGUGGGUCGACCUCGCCUCUGUGGACCUUAGGGCUUACCCGGCAACAGCAGCGGUGGGCGGGGGGGGUGGCGUGCGCCUCUGCUCCGAGGCGGGGAACCACGGCGAGGAGGUGGACCUCUCCAGGACCGUGCACCUCUCCGAGCACGACCAGGCGAGGCUGGUGGCCGACAUGCAGGGCAGCCGGUCGGUGAUCGCCGAGAUGGCGCUAGACCCUGGGUCCGGGCUGUGGGUGUACAUGGGGCUGAGGCCGGACAAGGACCGCCCGAACUUCAUCACGACCGUCAUCUCCACGAUGGUGGAGGUGGCGGAGGGGCUGUCGGAAGAGGAGCUCAAGUACCGGAUGCUGGCGGAAUCGCCAGCAUCCGACGACUGGGCGAGGCAGGAGAUGACGAUGCGAAAGCGCGCGGUGCAAUGGCAGUACAAAAGGAAGUCUACGCAGCCGCAACAGCUUCAGCAGCCGCCACCACCACCACCCCGGUAG